Aspergillus chevalieri is the source of this 636-nucleotide messenger RNA. Its product is annotated as putative BAP31 domain protein. Gene Ontology annotation, biological process: endoplasmic reticulum to Golgi vesicle-mediated transport; intracellular protein transport. The coding region runs from base 1 to 636 and encodes 211 amino acids. NCBI's taxonomy places the organism in Eukaryota, Fungi, Ascomycota, Eurotiomycetes, Eurotiales, Aspergillaceae. Gene Ontology annotation, cellular component: endoplasmic reticulum; endoplasmic reticulum membrane. The record is from RefSeq and is a predicted model, not a curated record. The transcript is spliced from 4 exons.
AUGACUCUCUACUACAGUCUCGUUUUCUGCCUUCUGGUCUUCGAGAUGGCCGUUUUCAUGGGCUUGAUCAUCCCUCUUCCCUUCCCCAUCAAGCGGAAGUUGUUUACCUUCAUCUCAGAAAGUCCUGUGGUAGCGAAAUUACAAUAUGGGUUAAAGAUAACAUUCAUAUUUAUCCUCAUCCUCUUUAUUGACAGCGUCAACCGCGUGUACCGCGUGCAGCUCGAAUUGGCGUCUUUCAGCAAAGAGGGUGGUGCUAUGGGAGCCGCCGCUCUCGGAACGGACCGCAUGGAAGUACAGGCCCGCAAGUUCUACUCCCAGCGUAACAUGUACCUCUGCGGCUUCACGCUUUUCCUCUCCCUGAUUCUCAAUCGCACCUACACCAUGAUCCUCGAACUUCUCCGUCUCGAGGACAAGGUCAAGCACCUCCAGGGCGACAAGCAGGCCGGCGGCAAGGACUCCGCUCGUCUUGCGAGUGCCGGUGACCUUGGCGAGAUUGGCCGCCUCAAGGAGGAGCUCGCUACCAAGGACCGUGACAUUGAGACCCUGAAGAAGCAGGCCGAGGGAUUGGCUCGUGAGUACCACAACUUGGGUGACAAGGUCUCCGACAAGCCUGAGGGUCCCAAGAAGGAUUUGUAA